This is a messenger RNA of Emericellopsis atlantica, 1383 nucleotides long. RefSeq lists its product as uncharacterized. The transcript has 3 exons. The record is from RefSeq and is a predicted model, not a curated record. Lineage: Eukaryota; Fungi; Ascomycota; Sordariomycetes; Hypocreales; Bionectriaceae. The coding region runs from base 395 to 1192 and encodes 265 amino acids.
GCAGAACGCAGACUUUGAGGAUCCAUGCAGUCCAAUAGCGACUGAUCGAUUAGCACCACUUCUAACAGGGAUCCAAGCCAGCCAAGAUAUGUAGACCAAUCUCACGAAUCUAUUUCCUACGCCGCAGCGGCUCGUUUCUCACGUCAGCGCUACUUAAGCAGUGACACAGGACUAGCAGACCAAAGCAGAAGGAUGACCGGCAUUUCCAUACAUCUCUAACAGAGAUAGGCUGGUGGCAACUUGGGGGCAGGAUGGGGGCUUGGCCAUUUCAAGAUCUCAAGUUUACACAAAGAGGCAGCCCUCCCCCCAAGACAAGAUCACCACAGCCUUCAACUAUAUCCCUUUUCUCCUAACUAAGUUAGAACCCGCCCGAAUCGGCCGGUGUUCGACAACCAUGGCAACCGAAACCACACCCAAAGUUUGGGCUGACGGACCCUACCAGCUAAUCACUGCGGACAAGAGUCGCCCAGAGCCCGAUGGGACGCAGAGCGCCGCCAAAUUCAUGGCUGCAGAGAUGACAAUUGUCCACAAUUGCAUCCUGCGCGGUGUCAAUGCCAUCUACAAUCAGGCCGUCAACGUGGCAAACAAAGGCACCAAGAAGGACAAACUUGAUUUUGUGAACUUUACAGCGCAGUGGGGUGACAUGAUCCAUGAGCACCACGGAAUGGAGGAGUCCACGCUUUUCCCCCAGAUCGAACAGAUGACAGGGGUUCCGGGUCUGAUGGCCGCCAACGUCCAUGAACAUGAGCAGUUCCAUUCUGGCCUGUCUGCGCUCAAUGCGUACCUCGACAAGGUCAAAGGCGAGGCGGAGGAACUGGACGGUGUCAAGGUGCGGGAGCUCGUGGACGCCUUCAUGCCCGUGCUCAGGGAUCACCUCGACAACGAGAUCGACACCCUGCUGGGGUUGGCAGAGUACGAAGACAAACAUGACUGGAAGAAGUGGUUCGAGAACAUUAGCGCUGGGAUUAUCAAGGCUGUAUUCUCCGAUUCUACUCUCAGAAAUGAUAUCUUCCCCCUGACCUUGGUGCUCCACGACAAGAAAUUUGAGCAAGGCGUGUUCAAGACCUUUCCACCCAUGCCUUGGGUCCUCCAUGUGGCAGUGCGGUGGUUGUUUAUGAACACCCGCAAGGAUUGGUGGCGGUUUGCACCUUGCGACUUUUACUCCAUGCCAAAGGAGUUGCCCUUUGUUUGAGCGUGGACGCUUGGUGUGGCGGUUUCCGUCGUGAUUGAUAUUAUAUUGGCAUUUCUCGCUAGUUCUGAUGAGUACAGCGUCGUGUGCGUUCAUUGAGUUAGUUUGGGAGUUCUUUGUUUGGUUUGUUCACUGAUACCGACAAUGCUGAGUCAAAAUACAAAGGAGGACGACUUAUUCUCACCAUAAAACAG